AAGAAGAGACAGACGUUGAAUGCAUAAAGCAGAAGAAGAAAUAAAAUAAAGUUUUAAAAUCACACACACACACAAAAUAAAAAAUAAAAAUAAAAUCAGUUUUCUCUACUUUCGUCGAUGCUUCGAGAUUUAUUCUAUCUUUGAUUGCUCGACUCGUGUAGCUCCAAUCUGGUAUAUUUUUUGUCGAUUUUGUUGAUUUUGAUAGUAAUAAAGUGUGAUGGCGUCGAUGGUUGCCAAGGCGUGUAAUAGUAAUUCGAGUCAGUUGUCGUCGAUAUCAGUGCAGGAGAAAGGGAGUAGGAAUAAGAGGAAGUUUAGAGCUGAUCCGCCGGUUUCGGAUGCGAGUAAAACGGUUUCGGUGCCGUUGAGUGAUUGUUCGAGUUAUGAGUUUUCGGCGGAGAAGUUGGAUAUUAUGCAAAAUCAUGGGCAUUCUGGGGGGUGUGAUAUGUGUCAUGUGAGUGAAGGACAUGCUGAUGCGUUGAAACUUGAUCUUGGAUUGGCGUGUGCUGUUGGGCCGUUUGAGGCUGGGACGAGUAAGGUUAAGGAGGAGAAUGUGGUGCACGAUGAGGUUCAUGAUGCGGAUUGGAGUGAUCUUACGGAGUCUCAGUUGGAGGAGCUUGUUUUGAAUAAUUUGGAUACGAUUUUUAAGAGUGCGAUUAAAAAGUUAGUGGAUUGUGGUUAUACCGAAGAGUUUGCUACUCGGGCUGUUUUGAGGUCUGGUCUUUGCUAUGGGUGUAAAGACACUGUGUCGAACAUAGUGGAGAAUACUUUAGCAUUUUUAAGAAAUGGCCAGGAGCUUGAUCCAGCAAGGGAGCAGGAUUUUGAUGAUUUACAGCAGAUGGAGAAGUAUAUAUUGGCCGAAUUGGUUUGUGUUAUUCGUGAAGUCAAACCUUUUUUCAGUACUGGGGAUGCGAUGUGGUGCUUGCUGGUGUGUGACAUGAAUGUCUCACUUGCCUGUGCAAUGGAGAGUGAUUCUUUCGGUAGUUUUCUGGGUGAUGGGGUUCCAAAUGGUGCUGUGACUGCUCCUGUUCAACCGCAAGCAAGAACUGAGGCAAGAGGUUCUGAAAACCUUCAAAUUUCUGGUAGACAGAACCCGUCAUUUGCCUGUGCUUGUCAUUUCCCAUCUGAAUCAUCUAUCAUGGCUACAGUCCCUUGUCUGCAUAACUCUCCUGAGGCACCAACUAUGACUGUGCGUUCAAACUUCAAGCCUAGAAAUUCGUCUGCUCAGAAUGGACUUGUCGCAGAGAAGGAAACUGCAGGCUCUAUUGAAAAACCAUUUACUGCUGUUGGACCAACCCAUUCUUCGGCUUCUGAAGAAAAAUUCAUUGGCAGCAGAAAGAUCUCUGGUAUAACUAAAAGAGAGUACAUACUCCGGCAUAAGUCGAUUCAACUGGAGAAAAGUUACCGUACUUAUGGAUCCAAAGGUGGCUCUAGGGCAGGAAAACUCAGUAGUUUUGGUGGUUUAAUUUUGGAUAAAAAAAUAAAGUCCGUGGCAGAUUCUACAGGUCUAAGUGUAAGAAAUGCCACCUUAAAGAUUAGCAAGGAAAUGGGAACCUGUUUGCCUCAGGACACCUUGCACAAUGAUCUUUUGAAUACAAAUGGUCUGCCUCCGACAUUCAGUCUGGAUACUGUUAAUAAUACUAUUUCGUCAAUACCUAAGACUAAUUUUGUAUCAGCAAUACCUACAAUCAGUGACCAAAAUUCACUACCAGCACCUGAUACUGAGCUCUCUCUCUCACUGUCGUCAAAAAACAACAGUGUACCAAUGCCUGCCAGCUGCAGUUCUGGGGCUCCAAAAUUUGGCUAUUCUGGAUUCCCCAAUGAGAAGCCAGCAGGACAGUGGGUACCUCAAGAUAAAAAAGAUGAAAGCAUUAUGAAGCUGGCUCCAAGGGUGCGUGAAUUACAAAAUCAAAUGCAGGAAUGGACAGAAUGGGCUAAUCAGAAGGUUAUGCAGGCUGCUCGUAGAUUGAGCAAAGAUAAGGCUGAACUUAAGACACUUAAACAAGAGAAAGAAGAAGUGGAGCGCCUUAAGAAGGACAAGCAAAAUUUGGAGGAGAACACAAUGAAAAAACUAUGCGAGAUGGAAAAUGCUUUAUGCAAGGCAAGUGGGCAGGUGGAGCGGGCUAAUGCUGCUGUCCGUAGGCUGGAGGUGGAGAAUUCAACAUUGAGACAAGAGAUGGAGGCUGCAAAAUUACAAGCAGCACAGUCUGCUGCAAGCUGUCAGGAGGUGUCAAAGAGGGAGAAAAACACGCUGAUGAAAAUUCAGUCAUGGGAGAAACAAAAACUCAUGUUUCAAGAGGAGCUAGUAGCAGAGAAACACAGGAAAACACAGUUGCAACAUAAAUUGGAGCAGGCUACUGAACUUCUGGAUCAUCAAGAGGCUAGAUGCAAACGGGAAGAAAUGGCUAUUGAAGAGCUGCUUACACAAGCCAUGUCACUAAAGAAAGAGAGAGAACAAAGUGAAGUUUCAGCUAAAUCAAAGGAAAAUAUUAUUCGGGUGAAAGCAGAAAAGAAACUACAGAAGUUCAAAGAUGAUAUCGAAAAGCAUGAGAAAGAGAUCUCUCAGCUUAGAUCAAAGAUGGACUCUUCCAAAAUAGCUGCACUAAGGAAAGGCAUUGACGGAAGUUAUGCCAGCAGAUUAAUAGAUUCUCAAACUCCAACCAAGGAGUCCACAAAAUCUUAUAGUUCGAGAAUGGUAAAUAAUUUUGAGGACCAUUCUGGAGCGGGAGGUGUCAAACGUGAACGCGAGUGUGUGAUGUGCUUGUCUGAGGAGAUGUCCGUGGUUUUCCUCCCAUGUGCCCAUCAGGUUGUGUGUACAACUUGCAAUGAGCUUCACGAAAAACAAGGCAUGAAAGAUUGCCCUUCAUGCAGGAGCACCAUCAUAAAACGAAUUCCUGUCCAUUUUUCUCGCUCUUAAAUUAUUCUAGAUACCGAGUGGGUUUUCCUAAUAAUAAGUGUGUCUCUUAUGAAAGUGAAUAAUGCUCAGUACCUUUCUCAAGGUAUAAACUUGUGAGCUUGCUAUUUGUGAAUGCUUUAUAAAGAAAAAAUAUACUGCAUUAUGUUUGGAUUGUUUAA
Daucus carota subsp. sativus is the source of this 3072-nucleotide messenger RNA. RefSeq names its product putative E3 ubiquitin-protein ligase RF298. The record is from RefSeq and is a predicted model, not a curated record. Bases 218 to 2914 code for a protein of 898 amino acids. The transcript is spliced from 4 exons. Lineage: Eukaryota; Viridiplantae; Streptophyta; Magnoliopsida; Apiales; Apiaceae.